AAAGAAUUAAACUCAAACAUAACCUUUACAGUGAGAAGUAAAUAACAACAUCAUAGUCCUAAGCCAACCGUGAAAUAAUUAAGACUGCUUAUCUCAGUUAUACUGUCAAUGUUAUGUCAAUGUCAAUGUCAAAACCAUGCGGACAACUAAUAAUAGAUAGAAAUACAGUAUUCUCUUUUGAAAUCUGCCCUAGUGAUUAAUACUGAGCAAAUAUGAAAGAUGUAAUGUAAUCUUUGCAAAUAUGGAAGAAAAAAUUAAAAAUCUAAGAUUUAAGGACCUCAACGAUAAGAUCUCAAAGGCCACUUUGAGUGCAAUUAAAAGCAUGGGUUUCAAACGAAUGACUGAUAUUCAAUCGGAAGUGCUUCCUAAAGCUCUAAAUGGUGAUGAUGUAGUAGCCACUGCUAAGACUGGCUCAGGAAAAACUUUAGCCUUUUUAAUACCAUCUGUUGAAACAGUAAUAAAAGCUUUAAGCGAAUCUAAACAAGGAACAUUCUGUAUAAUAAUAUCACCGACAAGAGAACUGGCAACACAAACAUACACUGUGCUACAAGAUAUUAUUUCUCAUUAUGAAACCAUUACAUCAACUUUAGUAAUAGGGGGAGAAAGCAGAAAAGUUCAAAGUGCUGAACUUGCUACAGGAGUUAAUGUAGUUGUUGCUACACCAGGAAGGUUGUUUGACCACAUGAGAACUAAAGAGUUUGAUUACAGACAUGUUAAUUGUCUUGUAUUAGAUGAAGCUGAUAAAAUAUUCCAAUAUGGUUUUGAAGAGGACUUGAAACAAAUCAUUAGCCGUCUUCCAAAAAACAGACAAACCAUGCUGUUCAGUGCAACACUAUCAGAGACGACCGAAGCAUUAAUCAAAUCUGCUAUGAAGGAUGAUGUGAAGUCAAUCAACACAAAUGAAGAUAAUGACAGGGCUACUGUUGAAGGACUUAAACAAGGAUAUGUUAUAUGCGACACAGAAUUCAGACUUCAUUGGUUACACAAAUUGUUGAAGAAGACACAAAAUUCCAAAAUAAUGAUUUUCUUUUCAAGCUGCAAGUCAGUGGAGUUUCAUCAUGAGUUUCUCAGUAAGCACUGUAACAUGCGAGUGCUAUGCAUACACGGUAAAAUGAACCAAGCUGAUAGAACAUCUACAAUUAAUAGUUUUUACAAUGCUCAAAAAAUGGCUUUGUUAUGCACUGACUUGGCCGCGAGAGGGCUAGACAUACCAGCUGUGGAUUGGAUAGUUCAAUUCGAUCCACCUUCGGAUACUAAUGAAUACAUUCAUAGAGUGGGCAGAACUGCACGUGGACUCGGCGCGGAAGGUCGCGCGGUAUUGUUGCUAAGGCCAGAGGAAAAAGAGUUCCUAGAUUACCUGCAGGACGCCAGAAUAUACCUCGACAAGUAUGAGCUAUGGGAUCGAUAUAGCGAUUUAAAAUCAAAGAUUAAUAAAGCAAUGGGGGAUCCUGAAUUCCGCAAGUUAGCGAUUGAAGCCUUCGAGGGCUACAUACGAGCGUUCGAAGUCAAAAGGUUGAAGCACGUCUUCAAUUUACUGAAGAUGGAUCUCGAUGCAGUGGCUCGAUCGUUCGGACUCGACAAGAAACCUGAUGUUGAUAUCCGUGUCGGUUUCAGUAAAAAGCAUAGACCAAGAAAACGGAUGGCUUCGGUUAUGACAAACAAACCAAUAAAACAAUGUAAAACUUAGAUAAUUUAUUAUUAUAAGUGUAAAUAAAUGUUUUAUAGUUACAAAAUAAACGUUAUUAUUUA
Molecule: messenger RNA, 1749 nt
Organism: Pararge aegeria (speckled wood butterfly)
Lineage: Eukaryota; Metazoa; Arthropoda; Insecta; Lepidoptera; Nymphalidae
Product: probable ATP-dependent RNA helicase pitchoune
Exons: 11
Coding region: 242-1687 (481 amino acids)
Biological process (GO): maturation of LSU-rRNA from tricistronic rRNA transcript (SSU-rRNA, 5.8S rRNA, LSU-rRNA)
Cellular component (GO): nucleolus
Molecular function (GO): ATP binding; nucleic acid binding
Source: RefSeq, a predicted model, not a curated record